AUGCAAACAUCAGCCAACAUUUUCAGCCUCCACGGUUGCCCACCUUCACACCUUCCCUAUUUCCCUACAGUUUCCUCACCAUUUCGUGCCAACGGACAAAUCCCUGAUUCAUUCUACAGCUUCCAAAGUGGUGUAAAUACUCCACAGUUCAUAACCAUUAAUAACUCGACCUCGGAUGAAGGAGAAAAGAAUCAAAGGGAUAUAAUGAAUGAGAGAAAGCAGAGAAAGAAAGUAUCCAAUAGAGAAUCAGCGAGAAGAUCGCGAAUGAGGAAGCAGAGACAGCUUGAUGAGCUUUUGUCACAAGUGAUGUGGCUUAGGAAUGAGAACCAUCAGUUGCUUAUAAAGAUUAACCGCGUCUUGGAGUCUCGUGAGAAGGUUAUUGAAGAGAAUGUUCAUCUCAAAGACGAAACCUCUGAGCUUAAGCAAAUGAUUAGUGAUAUGCAGCUUCAGAAUCAGAGCCCUUUUUCUUGUUUAAGGGAUGACAUUGUAUAG
Molecule: messenger RNA, 492 nt
Organism: Thlaspi arvense
Lineage: Eukaryota; Viridiplantae; Streptophyta; Magnoliopsida; Brassicales; Brassicaceae
Source: the annotation of a GenBank genome assembly